AUGCUGAACUCUGUUCUGAAUGGAAGACACCUGGAUUCUAGUGAAAGCCAAAACAAUUCGGGAAAUGACUUUUCCCAGAAAUGGAGACAGGUAAGGGCGUGUGCAAGGUGUCAUAGAUUGAAGAUGAAAUGCUCUUAUGAAGAUCCAUCUUAUCUGGCAUGUAAAAGAUGUUUUGCUAUAGGUGUCGAAUGCUCACCAGACGAAGAUCCGACUGCUAAAUUUGCAAGGAGAAAGAAAAGAAAAACCAAGGAGCUUGAUGUGGAAGAGGUAGAUAUUUCCAAGGAGAGUUCAAAAGUAGCCAAGUUGCUAGAGGAGGCAAUGAUAUCCCUAAAUAAGCUUGAGGAACAGACUAUUGAUCCAAAAUCUCCUCGAGUGGUAAAAAUUCGUAAGCAGUAUGAGUCUAUUUCUAAAAAGUUUAAAACCAUAAAUGGCCCAACUGAACCCAAGGCCGAUAAUUUAGAACAGCUUCCUGAAUCAAAAUAUCCUGACAUUCCAUUGAAAUCCAAUCUCAUCAAGGAAUUGGUAUUUAAUUACAAACUUAUUACGUUAGAAGAAUCGCAAGCGAGGUUCGAUUAUUUCUUAAACAGCAUGCUACCUUACUAUCCUGUUAUAUCAUUCUCCUCAAAACUCAAGGAUUUCUAUUUUUUAGCUGAGAAUUCUCCCUUGCUAUUAACUGCUAUUAUAUGUGUGACUGCUAUAAAUGACAACCUGAUUCCAGACCUAGAUUCUAAGAAGACUCUGAAUAAUGUGUCAUUAUUCAAUCUAUUAUCUUACUAUCUUGAAAAUUUAAUAUGUCAUCAGCUUUAUCGGAAGUCGGAGGAUUUCACAUACCACUUAGUCUAUACUUGCUUAAUCCUUUCUUUAUGGUGCCCGCCUCCCCGUAGAUUGGGGAACUUCAAAAAUCAGUUGAACUUGUUAAUGGCGUUCAAUGUUUCUUUGUGCAUCGACUUGAGCGAGUCUGUAAAAUACGGUACUCGUAGCUUGGAAUAUUUGCAAGAAACCAUGGACAAUAGGAAUGAAAUACGCGCCUUUCUCAGUGUAUACUGCUGUUGUGGAUCAUUAGGAUUAUCCUUGCCAAAGUUCAAGUUAGUCUCUUGGUCAAAGAGCCACGAAGAAGCUGUUAAACUUUUACUGCAAAAGGGCAAGAACUUGCCUACGGAAAAUGAUAGGUUCCUAUGUUGCUUUGCUCAGGUAAUAUAUCUUGGGCAGGAAAUAUUUGAAUUUUUAUCUUCAAGUGGUUCUGGGAACACUGUGAGUGAAAUAAAUAGUUCUACGAAACGAGGGUCUGAUUCCCACUCACCUAUCCAACUUUCAAACAUCGAUUCUUUGCCUUUGAAUAAUGUCAAGUGGGUGAUAAAUGGAUACGAGCAGUUACUUUAUCUGACAUUGGUAGAAAGUGGAUUUAUGCAACCAUCAAGUGACAAGUAUUUGGGACCAAGCGACGAUGCACCCAAAGAAAAAUAUUUACUUGCCAUCAUUUAUUAUCAAAUGCUCAUGUUAAUCUACGAUAAUUUAGUAAGUGACAUUUUUUAUCAUCAACAUGACUUUUCUGGAAAGAAAUCUUCUACGACUGGCUUCGAAAUGAUUGAUAAAUUGGCAUACUUGCAACACAUAAGUAAGUUAAUAAAGAUAUGUGAAAAUUUGUUAAAUUCUUUUAUCAUUCUAAACAUGGAAGAGACUAUAAACUAUCCCAGUUUUUUUUAUUAUAGACCAUUGCAUGCUUUAAUUCUACUUAUUAGAUUAAGAUUAUUGCUAAAGUCCCAAAUUUUCAAGAAGGGCUUUCCUUCUAAUAACCCCGAAGAUUUAAAGAUAAGUGUUGAGCAAUAUUUCCAUGAAAUUUCAAAAAUAUUUGAAAAGAAUGAGUUUGAAUUCAAGCUGUUGGCAUGUUCUCAAAUGUCUUCUAUUUUAAGUAAAAUCUAUAAAUGGAUGAUCUUCUCAGAGAGCUAUAAUGCGCCACUGAAUGCUUAUAAAGACAAUCUGAAUUUGGUGAACCUUAUGAACAUGAGUAAAGAUCAGGAGAUAGAAAACCUUGAGGUUCCCAAAGAGUUGAAUGAUACAAAUAAGGAAGAAAACAUUACUGACUUAAAGGAUCAUGUUGACCCACCAAAGGGAUCAUCUGAAAUAUUAUCGUCUCAUGUGCUACCUGAAGAUGUGGGAUCAUACGCAAAUAUGAAUGUUUCAUCUGAUCCUACCGAGAUACCUUCCCAUUAUUCUCUUGAAGAUAUCUUCAAAGAAAUUGAUCAAGACAUUUUAAACUAUUUGAAUCCAUUAGAGUCAAAUUUUGCUUUUAAUAAUAAUGAUAACGUUGCAGCAACUCCUCAGAACACCCACAAUUUGGAUGAAAUUAAUCUAUUUCCAAGUCAUACGAUAGAUGGAGCUACGAAUGAAUCAAAUGAAUCGAAUGCAAGAGCCAAGCACUACUGGGGUACUUGA
Messenger RNA from Priceomyces carsonii, 2433 nucleotides. It is a transcript of the gene ZCF39, whose product is annotated as Zcf39p. Gene Ontology annotation, biological process: regulation of DNA-templated transcription. Gene Ontology annotation, cellular component: nucleus. The transcript has a single exon. Lineage: Eukaryota; Fungi; Ascomycota; Pichiomycetes; Serinales; Debaryomycetaceae. The coding region runs from base 1 to 2433 and encodes 810 amino acids. Gene Ontology annotation, molecular function: transcription cis-regulatory region binding; zinc ion binding; DNA-binding transcription factor activity, RNA polymerase II-specific. The record is from RefSeq and is a predicted model, not a curated record.